Molecule: messenger RNA, 1206 nt
Organism: Aedes albopictus (Asian tiger mosquito)
Lineage: Eukaryota; Metazoa; Arthropoda; Insecta; Diptera; Culicidae
Product: testis-specific serine/threonine-protein kinase 1
Exons: 1
Coding region: 168-1175 (335 amino acids)
Biological process (GO): protein phosphorylation; intracellular signal transduction
Cellular component (GO): cytoplasm
Molecular function (GO): ATP binding; protein serine/threonine kinase activity
Source: RefSeq, a predicted model, not a curated record
CAAGCUAGCCAGGAUUAAUUUUUUUUUCAUCCAUUUGUCACUUGUUACCCGUUUGCGAAACUGUUCGGAAACGUUUCUCGGAUUUUCACUUGGAUUCUCGUACAUUUUCUAUUUCGUUCCGGUGAAAUUAUUUCAAUCAUUACAAAAACGUUCAAAAUUGAAAAGCAAUGCAAAAAACUCAAAAUCGUCAACCUGUACCCGCUGCCAAAAUAAUGUCCACUGUUCCAAUCGUCCACGGAGAAGGUUUGCCAUUUCGUAGGUCAUCCCGUCUGGCUCUUCGGCAACAGCUGACCGAAAAGAUUCCUGACGCCCAGGCUUUAAAAUCCCGAGGGUAUUUGCUAGGGCGCCGCAUUGCCAAGGGAACCUUUGCAACGGUGGUGCGCGCGAAGUACUACGAUCCACAUGCGGCAGGCGAUGGCUUGCAGGCGCCGUCGGGGUUGGACUUGGCCUGUAAGAUCGUCGACGAAAGCAAAUCCAAGGACGAAGCCUUCCUCAAGAAGUUUCUGCCGCGGGAGCUGAAGAUCUUGGAGCGGAUAAUGCACCCGAACAUCAUCCAGAUCCAAAGCAUCAUCCGAAGGGACUGUCGACUGUUCAUUUUUAUGCGGCUGGCCGAGCGUGGGGAUCUUCUCGGCUUCAUCCGCAAGUACGGUGCCCUUCCGGAAGAGCGAUGUCGAUACUGGUUCUAUCAGAUGGCCGAUGCGAUCCGGUACCUGCAUCGUUUGAACAUCGCCCACAGAGACCUCAAGUGCGAAAACGUCCUGAUUUCGAAGAACAUGAACAUAAAGCUGUCGGAUUUUGGAUUCGCUCGCACGUGCAUUGACGAAACCGGAAUGGCUGUGAUGUCCCAGACGUACUGCGGAUCGGCUGCCUAUGCGGCACCGGAAAUCAUCAGCGGCAAGGCGUACACACCGAAAUCGGCAGAUCUUUGGUCGCUUGGGGUGAUCCUGUUCAUCAUGCUCAAUGGAACCAUGCCGUUCGAUGAGAAAAACCUGAAAAAGUUAGUCAAGAGUCAGCUGGCAAAGCAGUUCGCCUUUCGGCCGGAAGUGGAGAAGGUCGUCUCGCUUGAUGCCAUUCGGAUGGUGCGGCACCUGCUGGAACCGGAUCCGAUCACGCGAAUCAAUAUUGAUGAAGUAAUGCAGGAACGGUGGGAAAGCAACGUGGUUGUUGAUAAAUAAAUAAAAAUUAAGGUGAAAUAAGCGGAAAAAA